CUGGCAUUUCCUUCUCUCUCUGAUCUAUUCCUCUCCACUGUCAAAUCUUCCUUCGGACCUACAUCACUUGUUUGUCCCCAAUUUUCCACACGGUGUGCCCGUUAUGAAGCUCAACGCAGCUAUCGCUCCGGCUCUCUAUGCGUCGGCCCUGCUCGUCGGCACCACGUUGGCGCAGGAAGAGGCCGCACCCUCAUCCAGUGUCGCUGAGAGGCCCAUCUUCACGCCCACAAGCCUUAAAGCCCCCUUUCUGGAACAGUUUACCGACGACUGGGACUUGAGAUGGACACCCUCGCAUGCGAAAAAGGAAGACUCCAAGAGCGAUGAGGACUGGGCUUAUGUUGGGGAGUGGUCUGUUGAAGAGCCAUCUGUCCUGCCCGGUAUUGUGGGCGACAAGGGGUUGGUCGUCAAGAACGCAGCCGCACACCAUGCCAUCUCCGCCAAAUUUCCCUCUGUCAUUGAUAACAAGGGCAAGACGCUGGUCGUACAAUACGAGGUGAAACUUCAGAAUGGCCUGGAAUGCGGUGGUGCCUACAUGAAGCUCCUGAAAGAGAACAAGAAGUUGCACGCGGAGGAGUUUUCUAACACGUCACCCUAUGUGAUCAUGUUUGGCCCUGACAAGUGUGGUGCUACCAACAAGGUAAGGGUCAAUGCAUGACUAUGGGUGGCUGCGACUUACUUAUGUACCCUUACAGGUCCACUUCAUCUUCAAACACAAGAACCCGAAGACUGGCGAGUACGAGGAGAAGCAUCUCACGAGCCCUCCACAGGCGAAGAACGACAAACUUACCCACCUCUAUACUUUGAUUGUCAAUCCCGACAACACGUUCGAAAUGCUAAUUGACAACAAUUCGGUCAAAUCUGGCAGCCUCCUCGAAGACUUCUCUCCUUCAGUCAACCCAGAGAAAGAGAUCGACGACCCCAAGGACAAGAAACCUGAUGAUUGGGUUGAACAAGCCCGUAUCCCAGACCCUGCCGCGACCAAGCCAGAAGAUUGGGAUGAGGAGCAGCCAUACGAGGUCGUGGACGAGGAAGCCGAGAAGCCUGAAGACUGGCUCGAGGACGAGCCCACCAUGAUCCCAGAUCCAGAAGCAGAGAAGCCCGAAGACUGGGACGAUGAAGAAGACGGUGACUGGAUCCCUCCACAAGUUCCUAACCCCAAGUGCGAAGAAGUGUCUGGAUGCGGCAAAUGGGAGCCACCAAUGGUCAAGAAUCCUCUCUACAAGGGCAAGUGGACCGCACCAUACAUUGAGAACCCAGACUACAAGGGUCCAUGGGCACCUCGCAAGAUUCCCAAUCCGGAUUACUUCGAAGACAAGACCCCAUCCAACUUUGAGCCCAUUGGAGCUAUUGGCUUCGAGAUCUGGACCAUGCAGUCCGACAUCACCUUUGACAACAUUUACAUUGGACACUCCGUUGAAGAUGCUGCCGCGUUCCGUGUCGAAACAUACGAUGUCAAGCGACCGAUCGAGGAAGCCGAGGAGGAAAAGACCAAGCCUAAGCCGUCAGAGUCUCCCAAGUCUCCCUCGGACCUCAGUUUUAUGGAUGACCCGGUUACAUUCGUCAAGGAGAAGCUCGAGCUGUUCAUCACCCUGGCCAAGAAGGACCCAAUCGAGGCGAUUAAGUUCAUGCCCGAGGUUGCUGGCAGCAUCGGUGGAGCCCUUGUCCUUCUCAUCGCCAUCGUCUCCAGUUUGGCCGGCAUGGGUGGCGCUGCUGCCCCUAGCAAGGACGACAUCAAAAAGAGUGCCCAAAAGGCCAAGGAAGCUGCCGUUGACGCCAAGGACAAGGCUGCCGACGCUGCCUCCAGCGGUGCCGAGACGGUCAAGGCGGAAGUGACCAAGAGAACCACGCGGUCAAGCGGGAAUGCCGAGUGAAGAGCCGAUGGCUGCUGCUAAACGUCUCUUUCAGAGGCUGGCACCGUCUUCUCUUUUAUGAGUGAAGCGGCAAAUGAGUCUUUAUGGCGUUGAUAAGUACGGAGUAGGUAUAUGGUUCGGCCUGUCGACGGGAUCUUCCGCCACACGUACUGGAAGCAAGCGCAUAGGUUUCAAAUAAAAAUAAGGAAGAUGAAACUCUCAGAUUUUGAU
Molecule: messenger RNA, 2081 nt
Organism: Exophiala oligosperma
Lineage: Eukaryota; Fungi; Ascomycota; Eurotiomycetes; Chaetothyriales; Herpotrichiellaceae
Exons: 3
Coding region: 648-1871 (407 amino acids)
Biological process (GO): protein folding
Cellular component (GO): endoplasmic reticulum membrane; endoplasmic reticulum
Molecular function (GO): calcium ion binding
Source: RefSeq, a predicted model, not a curated record